Messenger RNA from Manihot esculenta (cassava), 870 nucleotides. RefSeq names its product ATP synthase delta chain, chloroplastic. The record is from RefSeq and is a predicted model, not a curated record. The coding region runs from base 90 to 794 and encodes 234 amino acids. NCBI's taxonomy places the organism in Eukaryota, Viridiplantae, Streptophyta, Magnoliopsida, Malpighiales, Euphorbiaceae. Gene Ontology annotation, cellular component: chloroplast thylakoid membrane. Gene Ontology annotation, biological process: proton motive force-driven ATP synthesis; photosynthetic electron transport in photosystem II; photosynthetic electron transport in photosystem I. The transcript has a single exon. Gene Ontology annotation, molecular function: proton-transporting ATP synthase activity, rotational mechanism.
AGACGUGGGUAAAACAGAUCCACAGCUCUCCCACAAAAUAGGCAACUGCAGCUGCGAAGAUCCUAUUACGACAUUUCUCCCCAGUCUCCAUGGAUACUCUUUCGAGCCCUGUUUCAACCAUCAAAGUCCCUGCACUUCACUUAGCACAUCGUGAAUUCUAUCACUUCAAAACUCUCUCAACAUCUUAUCAACUUCCCCCUCAUCUCACUACCAAAUACAAUCCAAUCUCCAACAAAACCACCACUCAGUUCCCGUAUCUCAAGACCCUUCAUUCUCCACAAUCGUACACUUCUCAGAGUUCUUCGCUCAGGUCAUCUCCCAAUAUCCACCGAAACCCAGCAAGCGGCUACGCUGCGGCACUUGUAGACAUAUCCCAGUGCAACAAUUCCCUUGAAACUGUCCAAAAGGAUGUCGAAAGAUUGUUGAAGCUGCUCCAAAGUGAACAAGCACAGGCUGUUUUGGCCAAUCCGCUUGUGGGUGAGAAAAAUAAAGGACAGUUGGUGAAGGAAUUGGCAAAGAAGGGGAAAAUGAAUAGGCUUUUGGUGAGACUGUUGAAGAUGUUGAUAAACAGAAACAAAGUAACGAUGGUGAGUGAAGUGUUGAUGGAGUUUCUGAGGAUAUAUGAUGAGCUGAGUGGCACUAAAGUGGUUCUGGUUUCGUCUAAGAAGAAGAUGGAGGAGGGUGAGCUGUUUGGAAUUGCUCGAACUGUGCAAAAGCUUAGCGGGGCUGUCAAGGUGAAGAUAAUGAAUUUGAUUGGCGUAGUAGGUGAUAAGUUGCCAUCCUUUGCUGUGUAACUAAGCUCCAUAUCUGUGUAAAGAUUUAAUAUUUAAUGCAAAAUUAGCUCUCUGAAAAUGGAUCUAGUUUUAAACA